Clarias gariepinus (North African catfish) is the source of this 7299-nucleotide messenger RNA. RefSeq lists its product as uncharacterized. Bases 1 to 4962 code for a protein of 1653 amino acids. NCBI's taxonomy places the organism in Eukaryota, Metazoa, Chordata, Actinopteri, Siluriformes, Clariidae. Gene Ontology annotation, molecular function: GTP binding; nucleic acid binding. Gene Ontology annotation, biological process: DNA integration. The record is from RefSeq and is a predicted model, not a curated record. The transcript has 8 exons.
AUGGGCCGCCGAGUAGCGGAGCAGCUGCGCAGAAAGAAAACCCCCCCUGAUGGGGCUAGUGCAGGCAAAGAGCGGCGACCGAAGCGGAGCGGCGCGUUCCAGGUCCCGGUAUUAGACCUCGGGGAGGAGUCCUCCAGUGACGUGGUGCCGACACCGGAGCAAGCCACAGCUCCGUGCCCCCACCAUAUCGAUACGGGUAACGCCGCUCCUGUUCGGUUACAUCCGAGACGCCUCCCGUUAGCUAAACGAGCUAUAGCCGAGCAGCAGCUGCGUGAGAUGGCCGACUCGGGCGUUAUAGAGCCAGCAUCCGGACCGUGGUCUGCACCCGUUGUACUGGUGCGUAAAAAGGACGAAUCGUGGCGGUUUUGUGUGGACUACCGGCGGUUAAACGAGGUGACGCGCAAGGAUUCUUAUCCAUUACCGCGAAUAGAUGAUGCGCUGGAACACGUUGCGGGCUCGGCGUGGUUUAGCUCGUUGGAUCUGCGUAGCGGGUAUUGGCAAGUAGAGCUCGCCCCGGAAGCACGACCCAAAACCGCGUUUUCGAUCGGACAAGGCCUAUGGCAAUUUCGGCGCAUGCCGUUCGGCCUCUGCAACGCUCCCGCUACGUUCGAACGGUUGAUGGAGAGAGUAUUGGCAGAGAUCCCUCGCAACCGUUGUGUCGUCUACUUAGACGAUUUAUUGGUACACGGCAAGGAUUUCGCGGUCGCGCUAGCUAACCUACGGGAGGUGUUUCUAGCUAUCCGGCGGGCGAAUUUGCGGCUCAAUCCCAAAAAGUGCCAGUUGUUGCGGCAAGAAACUGUCUUUCUGGGACACGUCAUUAGCGCUCAAGGGAUUGCCACCGAUCCAGCCAAAAUUGCCGCGGUACAGAAUUGGCCUGAGCCGUCAAAUGUGUCGCAGCUGCGCACCUUUCUCGGGUUAGCGUCGUACUAUCGCCGGUUCGUGAGGGAUUUUGCUACGAUCGCCAGCCCGCUGCACGCGCUGACGAGAAAGAACCAGCCGUUUCGCUGGGACAGGGAGCACGCGCGUGCGUUCACCCGGUUACGGGAAGCUCUGGUUACGUCGCCCGUUCUCGAAUACCCUGAUAUAGCUCGUACGUUUAUUCUCGACACGGACGCGAGCGAUGUAGGGCUGGGGGCCGUCCUGUCUCAGGUUGCCGGGGGCAAAGAGCGUGUUGUCGCGUACUUCAGCCGCGCGUUGUCUGGGCCGGAAAAGAAUUACUGCGUCACGCGGCGCGAGCUGCUUGCGAUCGUCGCGGCCCUUAAGCAUUUUAGGCCGUAUUUAUACGGGCAAUCCUUCUUGCUGCGGACCGACCACGCUUCGCUGGUGUGGCUGCUCAGUUUUAAAGAGCCCGAGGGGCAGUUAGCGCGUUGGCUCGAACGGUUGCAAGACUAUCAUUUUACCGUUCAGCACCGAGCGGGAAAAUUGCACGCUAACGCCGAUGCGUUAUCCCGCGAGAAGGACCCGGCAUUGCAGCGGGUAUUAAGUUGGGUUAACGCGGGCCAGAGACCGGAUUAUGCCGCAAUCGCCCACCUGGGACCCGAAGAAAAAGCUCUCCACUCGCAGGUUCACCGACUAGCGUUGCGGGGGGGCUUACUCUACCGCCAGUGGGAACGGCCGUGUGGCGCUGGUGAAUCUUUUCAGCUGCUGGUGCCGCGGACUUUGCGGGCAUGUGUGCUGGGGAUGGUUCAUGGGCACGCGGGUUCGGGACACUUUGGGGUAACUAAGACACUGCGGCGGUUGCGUGCUCGGUUCUACUGGCCGGGUUGUCAUACUGACAGCGAACUUUUUGUUCACAGAUGCGAUGUCUGCACGGCAAAGAAGGGCCCUACCCAGCGCUCGCGAGCACCCUUGCAAGACUUUCGGGUGGGGGCGCCCAUGGAACGUAUGGGCGUGGACAUUCUGGGGCCGUUUCCCAUCUCUGAUCGCGGGAAUCGUUAUGUGCUGGUGGCCAUGGAUUACUUCACCAAGUGGCCGGAGGCGUUCGCUGUUCCGGAUCAGAGCGCUUCCACCACGGCUCGAGUGCUGGUGGAUGAGGUGUUCAGCCGAUUCGGCUCCUCGGAGCAGUUGCACAGUGAUCAGGGGCGUAACUUCGAGGCGGAGGUGUUUGCGGCGGUGUGCGAGCGCCUCGGGGUGAAAAAGACCCGCACCACGCCCCUGCAUCCACAAAGUGACGGCCUCGUGGAGCGGUUUAACCGAACACUCACCACCCAACUCGCCGUGCUUACCAGCAACCGGCAAAAAGAUUGGGACGAGCAUUUGCCUCUCGUGCUUUGGGCGUAUCGCACAGCGGUGCAGGAGUCCUCGCAACUGACGCCAGCUGCGUUAAUGUUCGGUCGCGAGUUGCGCACGCCUGUGGAUCUGGUGUUCGGGCCCCCGCCUCAAGUGGAUUUACCCACGAAACCAGGCCAGGAACUGAAUGGAGCAUUAAAAUCACUGGAACAUAAAGACCAACAGCUGGAGGAUUAUAAAAGACAAAUAGAGAACAAAGAUACAGAACUGAGAAACAGAGAGAAGAUCAUCGAGGAAAAAGACGCACAACUCAAAGAUACAAAUAUAACACUAGAGAAGACGAGUAAAGAGCUAGAGGAGAGAGACAGAGCUCUACAUGAGAGAGAUCAACAACUGAAACUGAAAGACACACAGAUACAGGAGACACAAAUACAAGUGGAGGAAAAGGACAACAGACUUGUGGAGAAGGAGAAAGAAUUAAAUGAGAAAAAUGAAGAGCUGAAGAUUCUAAAAGAACGUUUAGAGACUAAUGAGAAGACUCUUUCUGAGAGAGACGCAGUGUUAAUGGAAACAAAUAAUAAACUUCAACAUGCUACUGAACAAGUUAAAGAGAAAAUCUCACAACUGGAGAAUAUGAACAAACUGCUGAGUAAGAAAGAAACACAGCUGAAGAACACAGAUAAAGAGCUGGAAACCAGUAAAAACAAAGUGGAGACACUGGGACAGGAGCUGCAGGAUGACAAGAGACAACUACAGGAGAUGAUGAUCGUACUGGAGCAACAGAAAACUGAGUUAUCAGAAAAAAACAAACAGCUUGAAGAGACAGAGAGACGUCUAACUGAGAGAGAGACACAGCUAAUGGAGAGAGACAAACAGCUUCAGGAGAAAGACAAAUGCCUAACAGAAAAUCAAAAGAUGCUUCAGAUGAAGGACAAGACACUGGAAGAGAAGGACACACUGCUCAGAGAGGUGAAAGAGGAUUUAUACAAAACAAAUCGGACAUUAGAGGAGAAUCAGUCUCAGUUAAAAGAUAAAGAGAGACAACUGGAGAGUGUAAUGAAAGAGUUAGACACCAGUAAAACCAAACUGAAGGAGGGAGACAAAAAGCUGCAGGAGAAAGACAGACUUUUAAAUGAGAAUGAACUGGGGAAAACAAAGAGGACAUUAGAGGAGAAUCAGACAGAGUUGAAAUACAAAGAGAGACAACUGGAGAGUGUGGAGAAUGAACUGGAAUCCAGUAAAAACAAACUAACUGAACAAGACAAACAGCUUCAGGAGAAAGACAGACUUCUAGAGGAGAAAACAAAGCAGCUGCAGGAACAGACAGAUCCAGAACCAUCAGCCCCCAUCAGGAGAAGAAACAGCAAGGAAGGGUUACAUCCACAUAUGAGUGGAGAGACUCAGGACUCAGCAGCACCAAUCAGGAGAAGAAACAGUAUGGAGGGACGUCGUCCUACAUUUGGUGGAGAAUCCUCUAGUCCACAUUCUCCUGUGUCGGUUCCUGUAGCAGAACUGAGGCUGGUGCUGCUGGGGAGGACGGGGUCUGGGAAGAGUGCAGCAGGAAACACCAUCCUGAGCAAAAAGGAAAGGAACCAGGCUGCUACAUCUACAGUUACAUCUACAUCCACCCAGCAGAGUGAGAGCACACAGGGGGAGGUGGCUGGGAGAAAGGUGACUGUGGUGGACACUCCUGACUGGUUCUCUCCUGGACUCUCUUUGGAGAAGCUGAGACAGGACGUGGGACUCUGUGUCCAUCUGUCUGCUCCAGGACCCCACGCCUUCCUCUUGGUAAUACCUGCUAAGCAGUCUACAGGGGAGGGGAGGGGGAUGCUGGAGAAAAUGGAGGAGAUUUUUGGAGAGAGAUGUUUGAGAAACACCAUGAUUAUAUUCAGUGUUACUGAAGAACUUCAGAAGAAGAACAUUGAGGAGUUUAUUCAAUCAGGAGACCAGGAGGUCCAGAGACUAGUGGAGAAAUGUGGGAACAGGUUUCACUGUCUCAACAUUAAGGAGAGUGGAGAUGGUUCUCAGGUCUCAGAGCUGCUGGAGAAUAUAGAGAAGAUGGUGGAAGAAAGCAGAGAGAAAUUCUACAGCAGUGAGAUCUACCUGGAGACAGAAUCUCAGAUUAGAGCGAUGGAAACUAAGAUCCUGAAAGAAAGAGAAGAGAAAAGAAUGAAAGAGGAGAUGGAAGUGAAGGAAAAAAAAGAUAAGGAGGUGCAGGACUCUCUGAGAAAAAUGGAAGGAAUAAUCCAGGAGCAUGAAGGAGACAUCAGACAACUGAAUGAUCGAACAACUGAACUGGAGAGAAAGAUGAAAGAAGAGAGAGAUGAAGAGAAAAAGAAAGAACUUGAGAUGGAGUUAAAACAAGAGGUAGAUCGAAGGACAGAAAUGGAAAAAAAGCACCAACAGGAGAUGGAGAAGAUCAGGGAGGUGUAUGAAGGAAAGGUCAGAAUGGAGACAGAGAGAAACUUCAUGAAGAUCAUCCUGCCUGAACUCCAGAGAAACAUUUUGGCCUCAAAAACAAAGAUGCAGGAAGAGUUCAGCAGUCAGAUGGAGGAGAAGAACCGAGAGCUGGAGACUCUUAAAGAGAAACUUUCAGAUCUCACAGAGACUCACAAUGUGCUUGAAGAGGUUUAUGAGAAAACUGUGAGAAGCAGCUCAGAGUCAGAGAGAGCAGGUGUAACAGGAGAGGCAUCGAAGGGAAUUUCUCAGAAAUUUAAAGAAUUCUUUCACUAAAUAACAGAGUUCAUAAAGCCACAGACACUCACCCAGUCAGAGAGGAAUGUCCUAUUCUCACGGGACUAGUAUUACCUGGGGACCUCGAGGUUGUCUGUGAUCUUAAUCCUUUGUGAAUCGGCCAUGUCUGUAAUUUGUAAAGUAAAAAUUCCUCCGCAAAUGAACUACCAUAUUUCAGCGAACACUGAGGUCCUGUGAUAAUAUUAGUUCUGUGUGAAUCAGCAUGUCUGUGAUUUGACCAGGAUUUGGUGAAGUUAUCUAUCAAUUUUUUAAGGUUUUUCUUUGCUGCGUGCCUUUUUAUUAAUCUUCCGUGAAGAAUUCGUUAGAGUGUUUUGAGAGUAUUUUGUCAUAUUACUAUAUACCAUACAACAAUACAAUGUGCAGUAGGAGAAAGUAGAAAACCAUCAGAAGAGCAAAAGCAAACAUAUUGAUUAGAAAGUGAUUGAUGAGAUGUUUAGCAGGAUGCAGUAAACACUGUUGUUGUUGGUCUUUCGGCUGCUCUCGGCAAAAGGUUCGCCACAGCAGAAUAACCAGUCCGCACAACAACUUAGCACAGCUUUCACGCCGGAUGCCCUUCGUGAUGAAACCCUCCCAUUUUAUCCGGGCUUGGGACCGGCACUACAUCCAGUGGCUGGGGAUCGAACCCGGGCCUUCCGCAUGGCAGACGAAACACCUACCACUGAGCUACCAGUGCCCAGGAUGCAAUAAACACUCAUAUAUCAUACAGUCAGACCUGGUGUAGCUCAGUGGUUAAGGUAUUGGACUAUGGUUCAGACGAUCGCAGGUUCCCAGGCUCUGGAUAAGAGCGUCUGCCAAAUGCCUAAAUGUAAAUGUAGACCUGUAAUAAUAUUUCCAAACAAUAGUUGAUUCAAAGUAAUGCGUAAUUAAGCGAGGAGGUUGACGUCAUAAUGCUCCAGUCAUUCGAUUUUAACCCGAUGAAAUGUCAAUGACACAGGGCACGAUAACUAUAUUUGUUUCUUCUUUUUUUUUAUCCAUCUAACCGCACAUUCAUAAAUUCUCUCUCUGUCUCACACACAGUCUGCAUAUGCAUGGACAUACACACACGCACACACACACAUUUUUCAGGAUAUUUUCCAGUAUAUUCAAGAGAUAAGUCAGUAAAUUUGAGUUAAAUCGCAGUCUUCGUUUAUCCAAUGCGAAUGUGCCACAUGAAAUGUAGAUGUGGGGGGGUAAUUUCUAAAUCACAUGAGGGUCCCAAAUAAUACUAAUCCCGUGUGAAUAGUACAUAAGUGUGCAAUCCAGAGACAGUGGACAGAGCUGGAUGGGAGAAAAAUAAAAUUUUCUUACUUAUAGAUGCCCAGUAUAUAACUUAUGUUGAUUUUUAAAACACACACACACACACACACACACACACACACACACUAGGAUAGGCUACCUCUCAAUAAGAUCAUGUUAUCUUGAAGCUCCUCCCUACUGAUUCAGCUCUCUCUCCUCCUGCUCCUCCUCAUUCUGCCCUUCACUCCGGCCCUCAUCAUCGAUUACAGUUCACUCCUGCUCUCCUCUAUGACUCUAAACCUGCUCUUCUACACCCGUCUGAUGAUGCUGCACAAUGAAGAGGAGGUGACUGCAGCAGUCUCUUACGCUGUCAGCAGACGAAUAAAUGGGUCCCUGUCUCUCCGUUUAUUUUUUUAAUUAAUCAAUAAGUGUAAUAAUAAUAACAAUAAGAAGAAGAAGAAGAAAAAGAAGAUGAAGAAAAAUAAUAAUUUGUAUCAGCCCCGAAUUGCAUUGGCCCACUGGAAAAAUACCCGGUAUAUCAGAGUCCCAAUCUGGCCCUGAUGGUUGACGUAAUGAGAAGAGAUAUUAGCAUAAGGUUAAUGAAAGGAGCUAAUAAGCUAACAAACUGUUCUUUUACAUUACAAAAACUCUGCAAGGAAAUGCCUUAACCAGCAUGUAUAGUGUAUGGAUAGAGUUUAUUUUUUAUGUUUAAUUGGCUAUAAAUGUGUAUGAUAUAAUAAUGUGUAUAUAUAAAAGUUUAAGUAAAUCUUUAUUUGUCACAUAUACAUGACUGUACAGUAAGAUUCUUCUUUACGUAUCCCAGCGAGUGUUGGCGGUGGGGCAUUUUAAACAUUUUACAAACUGUAGAAAUCUUAUUACACCUCAAUGUGAUCAAUGCUUUUUAUACUAUAGAAUUUUGACAAAAUACUAUGUAAAUAUAGAUGAACAUUUUAUCUAUUUAUGUUUACAGUUCAUGUUGUGGUACAUCCUCAAAACACUAGUUGCUGCUAGAAGCACAAUCACCAGACUUGAACAAUUUUUAUUUUAUUUUAUUUUAGGUCAUGGCCGGUCAUACAAGCAUUUCACUGCAUAUCAUACUGU